Messenger RNA from Leptosia nina, 1209 nucleotides. The record is from the annotation of a GenBank genome assembly. NCBI's taxonomy places the organism in Eukaryota, Metazoa, Arthropoda, Insecta, Lepidoptera, Pieridae.
AUGGACUUAGAAGUGGGCAAUGAGAGCCAGGGGGGGUGGAAUGAUACAGAGGAGGCCACUCCCAGCCUGUAUAAUUACUGGGCUUGGAGUAUCAUCGACGGCGCCCUCAUGGUGCUUAUCAUCAGUGGAAACACGCUCACUAUACUCGCCGUGACCAUGAGCAGACGACUUUCUUCCCUCGUCUCCAACCAGUUCGUGCUGAAUCUAGCCAUCUCCGACUUGAUGGUCGGGCUGACGCUGCCAUACCAUCUCGUCUUCUACCUCUCCAAUGACUUUGGAAAGAUCAAGUGGUCCUGCUUAAUGCGAUUUAUUUUGAUAAUACUCGCAUGUCUAGCUUCCAUAUACAAUAUCAUAGCUAUCGCAGUGGACAGGUACAUAGCGAUAGUGCACCCCCUGCACUACAGUCGGUACAUGACAAAACUAGUGACCAGACUACUAAUGAGCGCGACCUGGUCGAUAGCGCUGUGUAUCAGCUGCAUACCGAUAUUCUGGAACGACUGGAAGGAUGGUGUCUCCUGCGAGAUGAAUGAGGUUGUGCCGAAAACAUACACGACAAGCAUUUUGACACCAAUGUUUUCCCUGAUAUGGAUAGCGAUGUUUGUGCUGUACUGGCGAAUUUGGCGCGAAGCCACUUGCCACGCACGUCGUAUGCGAGCUAAUACAUGUUGCCCUAGCGGAGCUAACGACUGGAAGAGCAUACAGGUGGUGCUCUUAGUUUUGGGAUCCUUCUCCAUAUGCUGGAUGCCGUUCGUGGUAGUAGCAUGCGCACAGACACUACCAAUCGGUCGACUCCAAAACCCGAUUGCAUACAGAUUGACAUCUUCAUUGGCAAUGUCGAAUUCGGGCAUCAACCCACUCAUUUAUGCGUGGAAGAACGCUGGCUUCCGAGCGGCAUUUGCCAAACUACUGAGAUGCAAACGACCGGACACCUCGGAAUACAGAGGUUCACCGGCUCCAGAAAGAAAACGAGGAUCUGUAGCUCUACGAGAAGGUUCCAUCAACAGGUCCACUCCACCGGCGAGUUUGUCAAACUUUGGAGGGAGACCAACGAGACUCGUUUACGUACAACACGAACCUGACACCUCUCGAUGCAGGAUCAUUGAAAAUGUAGGAUACAUAGAUGGCGAGCAAGGGGACACAAACCCGUCCUAUGCGCCAGAUGGACCUACCCCUAUACACCGGCCCACCCGAACCCCAGAUGUAGUGUAG